AUGAUGCUUUUUUUGAGCAUUACUUUACUAUUCUAUAUGUUCCAUAUUUCGCAAAGUCAAACAUGUGAUGGGACUGGCUGUGUGAACUGCAUCGCAAACAAUACAUGUGAAAGUUGUGGACCAUUAUACGAACAAAGCGACAACAGUUGUACUGUUUGCAAAUCAGUAAAUCCACAAGAACCAAUCAGCGCAGCAAACCCACUCAUCGUUUUAGAGGAUGGUGUGUGUACUGACAAAACAAACCAACUCAGAACAAAAUUUGACGACAUAGUACCGCUUGUGUUAGAAGGCGCAGAACAAACACAUUCUUUCAAUUUGGAUACUUCGACAUACUCAAUUGGCCCAUGUGACUUUCCAUUGAAUAAACAGUUGCAAUACAGAAUGUCAAUAUGGUUCACUCUAGACCUUUCCACUUCUACAGCAACACUCUACGAUUACUACAAAUUCAUUUUAAAAACGCCACUGCAAUCGCCAACCUUGUAUAUCGACAUUACACAAUCACCACCUUCGACAUCACAGUCGUACGACUUGUUGUGUUAUGCAAGACAAACGAUAGUACCAGGUGGCGGAGAAGUUGUUCUUCCUUUAUUCAACAAAGUGUAUUACAUUUUCGUGUCAGUGGAUCAGGCUGUAAACACCGACUUCACCGUGUCUGUGUCGAAAAUCCAAAAACUUGUGUCUUCGGAAAUUUUGGGAGGUACAUAUUUUUCGAUCAAUCAGACGGUUGUCGAUGAUUUGAUUCAAACUUCGUCGUCCAAGUUGUAUGAUCUGUCCCUUUCAUCAAAUGGCAUAUACAUAUAUCCCAUUUGCACACCAACUAAAUUAUUAAAGGGGGUCUUUUUUUCAGUUAAUUUCGAUGGUGACCACAGUCUUCUUAUUGACACCACCAAGCAAAACAGAUACUGUUAUUUGAUGGAAUUUUCAAAAGAAGGCAACGUUGAGAAAUGUGUCGAUUUUUGGGUUGGAGAUUGGUGGGGUAUUUGGACUGAUUCCUGGGACCAAGCACUUCGAGUACGGCUUCUUCCAAAUAAAGAAAAGACGAGACUGUUUUUCUUGGGAAUGUCUGAACACGCAACUGAUAUUCAAAUGAGUGUCGAGAUGUUUUGUCCAAACCAAUGUCAUGAGUCGAGCGGAAAUGGUGUGUGUUCCUUGAAGUUAGGGAAGUGUGUUUGUAAUGAGAAGUAUGGUGCAUCUGAUUGCAGAAAAUUGUGUUACUACAACGGUAAUUUUUAUAAUGACGACACAGAGGUUUCUGGCGAUGGGAUGUGCAUUUUUGGGAGCGUCCAUUGCAAUGACGACUGCAAAUGUGUGGAUUCACAAACAAUUAGAAAUUACUGCGCAACAUCGGCUUGCAAAUCGAAACAACUUUCAUCCGAAGUUUUGUGCCUUUUCGACACAGACAAUUGCUUACCAAAUUGUGUAUGUGCAAAGGGGUAUACAAAUACACCAAGUGGGUAUUGCAAAUUGGAGACUUGUGGGGAUGGCAUAAAACAAAGCAACGAAGAGUGUGAUGGUGGAAUCCAUUGCAACGAAACGUGUGGUUGUGAGUCGGGGUAUGAGCCUUUCAGUUCCAUUGACAAUUUGGGGUGUUACUCCCCACCAGUACCUUGGUGGGCAUUUUUGAUUAUUGCUGUUGUUGUUGUGUUUCUUGUCGUUGUGAUUAUUAUCACCCUCUUCGUGUUGAUAAGACAGACAAGACCCAAAAGACCUGAUUGGAAUGUCUACAAACACCAACAACCAAUUUAUUACCAUGACAUCACCCACUCAGUGUUAAAAGAGCCCAGUGUGGAAGCACGUUAUGCAGUUGAUCCACUUAACUUGGACUAUGGCAAAGGAGAUUCCCCCACAAAAAUACUCGACACUCGAUUUGAACAAAUUGAAAUUAAAAACUUUUCCAAGAACAAGUACAUGAUGUUCGUAGUACAUACUCCAAAUAGUCCCAAAUAUAUUUUCCACUUCGACAGCCAAAUCACAUACUUCAGACCUCGCCAAGAAAUUUGCAUCACCAGUUAUAUGACGCUCCAUUGUACAACAAAAAUUAUGGACAUGAAAAUCAAUUUCACGGUAUACUGGUCGAAACACCUCAACACGUUGAAAAAGAUUGAGAAGCUAUUAAAAGAUAAAACAGUGGAGAAGUGGAAAGACUCCGACAAACAACAGAUGGAUUUGUUAAUGAAAGAUGUCCCUCGAAAAAACCACUACUUCUUCGAAAUCAAGACGAUGGCAGAAUCUUCAACGUUCAUUGACUUGGAUGACCUGCAACUUAUCGAAGAGCCUCUUUCCCAGGGAAUGACGGGAACGGUCUACCUUGGAAAAUACAAGAGUAAUGCAAUUGUGAUGAAGACUUUCCAGUGGGAAGACUUGACAGAAACAGAAACAGAAGAACUUAAAAAUGACAUUACCGAGGAGUGCGAACUUAUGAGCAAAAUUCGGUGUCCAUAUAUCGCUGGAUACAUUGGAUCAAUCACCUAUAUACCACAGAUCUCCAUAGUUCUCGACUACUUCUUUUUGGGAUCGUUAGAAGAUUACAUCAGAAUAGAUAAUGAGAGUAGAAUAACACUUCCAUAUCGCCUCAAGGUGCGAAUGUUACAAGACACUGCAAGAGGUAUUGAGUUGCUUCAUUACAACAAUGUAGUUCAUUUGAAUUUGAAACCAAGCAAUAUGUUGGUCACUUCCUUUUACGCAGACUCAGUAAGUGUAAUAAAAAUAUCUGACUUCGGAAAAAUUAAAAGCAGAAAAAAGUUGUUGAUAAACGACAAAAGCAACGGUGUAGUAUACAUCGCCCCAGAGGUUUUUCAGAACAAGUACUCAAACGCGUGUGAUUCAUAUUCUUUUUCUGUUGUUGCAUGGGAACUGUUUUACGCUGAGGAACCGUUCAAAGAGAUACGAACCGCAGACGAAGUCAUUCAAAACGUUCUUAAUGGAAAUCACCUAUUUAUGGACUCUUCUAUGCCACCGUUGUAUCGCGAAAUUAUUGAGGAUUGCUGUUCGGAAAAUCCGGAAAAGAGGAUCAACUUCACAGAGAUUCAGAAGAAGGUAGCUAUUCUUUUUGAACAAGCUACAACUCUUGUCGAAAUUGAAGGUGGCUCAAACUCGGAAAAACUAGAACAAGUUGUCCAUGCCAAGAACGCAAAUGCAAACAAUCUACUGAGCAAACUCGACCGUGAAUAA
Molecule: messenger RNA, 3171 nt
Organism: Entamoeba invadens IP1
Lineage: Eukaryota; Evosea; Mastigamoebida; Endamoebidae
Product: serine-threonine protein kinase, putative
Exons: 3
Coding region: 1-3171 (1056 amino acids)
Biological process (GO): protein phosphorylation
Molecular function (GO): ATP binding; protein kinase activity
Source: RefSeq, a predicted model, not a curated record